Cyphomyrmex costatus is the source of this 1641-nucleotide messenger RNA. RefSeq lists its product as uncharacterized. The coding region runs from base 1 to 1641 and encodes 546 amino acids. NCBI's taxonomy places the organism in Eukaryota, Metazoa, Arthropoda, Insecta, Hymenoptera, Formicidae. The transcript is spliced from 6 exons. The record is from RefSeq and is a predicted model, not a curated record. Gene Ontology annotation, molecular function: nucleic acid binding.
AUGUACGAACUUUGCACCGUGACGUACGGCACAUCUCCUGCGUCGUUUUUAGCCACGCGAUGCCUCACAUGGUUAGCCGAGCAUUACGCUGGCGAUUGGCCUAAUGGUUCCAAGUCCAGUCAUCGUACUGGCAAAGCUAAUCUUACAAUAACUUUGGCAGCUGGGCAUCGGCUGGGACGAGUCGGUUCCGCAGGAGCUUCACGCGCAGUGGAAGUUUUGGAGCUCAAAACGCAAUUGAAUGACAUUAAUCGACUCAACAUCCCGCGAUGCAUCAAGCAUGCUACUUCUUCCGAUUCCAUUCAAGUACACGUGUUUUGCGAUGCAAGCCAACGGGCCUAUGGAGCUUGCGUGUGGUCGGUAUUCGUUUCACACAGAGUGGGAGAAAUUCAAAAUUAUAUCAAUCCCGAGAAUUGGCAUCACGUAAAAUCGACCGACAAUUCAGCGGAUCUCCUGUCGCGCGGUCUCGAUCCGCAGGAGCUAACAAAUUCGCGUAUGUGGUGGCAUGGACCUAGUUUCCUUCAUCUUAACCCUAGCCUCUGGCCCGAUUCCGGUUUCACGCGUUCCCUUGAGAACAUUCCCGAGCAAAGGAGAUUUUUCAAAUCGCGUCGCUCGAGCGAACCCACAAUUUUCGUGUCCCAUCAGGAGAUACUAGCCGCACUACGAAUCAUGUGCAAAUCUAUACAGCGCCAAGCCUUUUUCGCAGAAUACAAGGACCUUCAGGAAGGUCGCACCCCUCAUACAACUAGUAGCGUACUAGCUUUGUCCCCAUUUAUUUGCAGCGAUGGCUUGAUACGAGUGGGUGAGCAAGAGCACGAGCGCAACGCUCAUGCGGGCGCGCAGGCUACAAUGGCAGCAGUAAGGCAACGUUUCUGGCCAAUUUCUUUAAGAUCCGCCACCCGAAAGGUGAUCAGAAAUUGUGUAACAUGUUUCAGAAGCAAGCCCGUGCAAUCUGAGACGAUUAUGGCAUCAUUGCCUGCUGGGCGAGUUAAUGCUUCGCGAUCGUUUAUGCAUUGUGGCGUUGAUUACGCGGGCCCAUUCAUAUUACGAGAGUCCAAAAGACGAAACGCUUGCACGCACAAGGCUUAUUUGGCGGUCUUUGUGUGCUUCUCCACUAAGUGCGUGCAUCUCGAACUAGUCAGUGACCUCACGGCUGAGGCAUUCAUAGCCGCGCUAAAGCGAUUCGUGUCCCGCAGAGGAAAACCGUCUUGCAUUUACUCCGACAAUGGAACGACUUUCGUGGGUGCUCAUGGUCAGCUUAAAGAACUUUUUAAUAUUUUACGUGACGACCAAACGCAGGUCGAGAUAGCUAAUUCUUUGCGGGAGCACGAAACUACGUGGAAAUUCAUUCCCCCUGUUGUACCCGUGGCGAGGUGGAGCCAAGAAUAUCUGCAUACCCUCCAGGAGCGAUCCAAGUGGAGAACAAACAAGGGUGAUCAGCUGAAGCCCAACCAAAUGGUGCUACUGAAGCAGCCGAAUCUAGCACCCCUCCAAUGGUUGUUGGGUCGCGUCGAACAAGUUCAUCCAGGAACUGAUGGCAACGUGCGGACUGCCACCAUCCGUACCGCAAAAAGUCUUUUCACUAGACCAUUAACCAAGCUCGCUAUUCUACCAAUAGAAACUCAGCGCUCCACUUCAUUUUAA